CAUGUUCACUUCACAAGCCGAAAGUGAAAAGAGAGAGAUAGAGAUAUAUAGAGAGGAAGAGAAAUGGCAAAGUCUGCUUCCGUCUUCCUUGUGUUCUUUCUUCUGGUCCUCACGGUGAUCGAAGUGCCGAAGAUGGAAGCUCGUCAGCUGGACGAGGAGUGCUUGAAAGUGUACGAGGAUGCGCCGCUUGCGUUUUGCAUUGCUCUGAUUUUCCCGACCCUUUGUUACCAUAGAUGCCGUGAAGACAAGGAAGCUUUGGGCGGACACUGCAAGCUGGGAAAAUUCGGUAAACCUACUUGCUACUGCGACUAUUGCAGCGACAAACCACUUUCCAUUCAAAUGAAAUCCAGCGAUGCUUAAUAUAUAUAUAUUAGCAUGUUUGAUGAAGAGGAUGCCCAUGUCACGUACGUAUGUGUGCCUAAUGUAAUAAUAAAUAACGAACAAAGGAAGGGGUCUGUCUCCACUCUAACCUUGGUUCUCCCUUUUUUGUUUCCAUGUUAUUUUACCACCUUUCUGUAAUGUUUCCCUAAUGAAUAAUAAUGGCAUCUCUUAUAUGUUUCUUCG
Messenger RNA from Tarenaya hassleriana, 564 nucleotides. RefSeq names its product defensin-like protein 194. The coding region runs from base 64 to 360 and encodes 98 amino acids. Gene Ontology annotation, cellular component: extracellular region. The record is from RefSeq and is a predicted model, not a curated record. Lineage: Eukaryota; Viridiplantae; Streptophyta; Magnoliopsida; Brassicales; Cleomaceae. The transcript is spliced from 2 exons. Gene Ontology annotation, molecular function: sodium channel inhibitor activity.